Molecule: messenger RNA, 1556 nt
Organism: Trametes versicolor FP-101664 SS1
Lineage: Eukaryota; Fungi; Basidiomycota; Agaricomycetes; Polyporales; Polyporaceae
Product: DnaJ-domain-containing protein
Exons: 6
Coding region: 1-1428 (475 amino acids)
Source: RefSeq, a predicted model, not a curated record
AUGAGUGCAACGAUCCCGUCAAGACCGCUAGUGCCCCAUAUACCCACCACCUGCUCACAAUGUUCCGUAUCUCUGGAAUUCCCUGUACCAACACCCGCGCCGCGCCCGGGGACACUGCUUAGCGUCCGCUGCUUCAGCUGCGGCACUGUCAUCUCGCACGCGUUCUACCCCACGCAGGUCCCGGCCCAAUACACCAGCCAGUCCCGGAGCUCAAUAGGCGUCAGUGGCGGCGGGAGCGGCGCGUCGUCCUCGCAGGGCGGGGCGCGCAAGGGGCGCAAGAUUGGGACGCAGGAGAAGCCGCUCGAGACGGCGUACUAUGAGCUGCUCGGCGUGCCGGUGGACGCGACGACGGACGAUGUCAAGAAGGCGUAUCGGCGACUGGCGAUCAAGCACCACCCGGACAAGAACCGCGACGACCCGCAUGCGGAGGAGCGGUUCAAGGAGAUCGCCAUUGCGUACCAGACGCUCUCGGAUCCGGAUUUGCGGAAGAAGUACAACGAGUUCGGGUCGAAGGAGAGUGCGCCCGAGGGCGGGUUCGUCGACCCGGAGGAGAUCUUCUCGACGAUAUUCGGCGGAGAGCGGUUCGUGCCCAUCAUCGGGCAUAUCAGCCUGGCGAAGGACAUGAAGGCGGCGUUGCAGGAGGAAGAGGAGAGUGAGGAGAGCAUACAGCGGGAUGCAAAGGGGCGAGAGAUCUUGUCACCAGAAGAGAAGGCUCGGAGGGACGAGAAGGCGCGAAAAGUGGCGGCAGAGAAAGCGGCGGUUCGGGCUGAGCGUAUACAGAAACUUGUGGAGAACUUGGACCGAAAACUCUCGAUAUUCACGGAGUCGGCUUCUACUGUCAACGAUCCUCAGGUGACCGAGAGCUUCAGGACGAUCUGCAAGCUUGAGGCAGAGGAGUUGAAGAAGGAGUCCUACGGCGUGGACCUGCUACAUGCAAUCGGCUUUGUCUACUCUCAAAAGGCUAGACACUUUAUGGCCUCCAACCAAACAUUCCUGGGCAUGGGCGGUUGGCUGCACAAUGUGCAGGGCAAAUACCACGUGUUUAGCGAAACCGUUUCCACUCUGCGCGCCGCUAUGGAGCUAAAGGGCGUCUUCGAGCAAAUACAAGCAGCGGAGAGGGCAGGGAAUCUCACCCCGGAAGAGAAGCAGAAGCUGGAGGAGCAGGCGGCGGAGAAAGGCAUCCAGACUCUGUUCAAGGGUGCGAAGCUUGAAGUCGAGUCCGUCCUGCGCGAGGCGUGCGACCGCAUACUCGAGGAUCCGAACAUCCCACGCACGAAGGCUCAACUGCGUGCUGUUGCGCUGCAGCUUCUCGGAGAGGCGUACUUGAGCGUGCGCAAGGAAGAGGACGAGCGGCGGGAGGAGAACGAGUACGUGCGGGUCGAGACGAGCAGCAGCCGCAAGCGGGAGUCGUACCGUGCUCCGCAGUAGGCGGCGGGUGCGUGACUGUUCUAAAGAUCGUACUGCUAGUGCUUGAUUGACUGCUCGUUAUACUGUACAGUGGCAUUACAUACAUACUUUGGUAGAAGGGAUGUAGCUAUAUUAUGAUUUUUGCUCAC